Molecule: messenger RNA, 1017 nt
Organism: Indicator indicator
Lineage: Eukaryota; Metazoa; Chordata; Aves; Piciformes; Indicatoridae
Product: acrosin-like
Exons: 5
Coding region: 1-1017 (338 amino acids)
Biological process (GO): proteolysis; acrosome reaction
Molecular function (GO): serine-type endopeptidase activity
Source: RefSeq, a predicted model, not a curated record
AUGGCAACCACAACUCUGCUUCAUCUGCUUCUCCUGCUGGCCCUAUGCUGGCCUGCAUAUGGCACGCAGAGCAACUGUGUGGGCUGUGGACUCCGGCCCAUGGCUGCCAAGUGGGGCAAGUCACGCAUUGUGGGUGGCACUGAUGCCCAGCCAGGGGCCUGGCCGUGGAUUGUCAGCCUCCAGGAUGCCCAUGGAAUAGGCUCUGGGCACAUCUGUGGAGGGUCCCUCAUCACUCCCCAGUGGGUGCUGACAGCAGCCCACUGCUUCGUCAAGGCCAGCCACGUCAGCAAUUGGCGGGUGGUGGCGGGGGUCACGCAGCUGUCCCGACACGGCCCCGAGACUCAGACGCGGCAGGUGCGGCGGCUGCUGCUGCACCGCAGGUACAACACCGUCACCGAGAGCCACGACAUCGCCCUGCUCCAGCUCGACCGGCCCGUGCGCUGCGGGGACCACGUCCAGCUGGCCUGCGUGCCCCCAUCCUCACAGCCCCUGCCCCCGCUCCAAGACUGCUACGUCAGCGGCUGGGGCUCCACCGUGGCCAGAGCUCUAGGACCACCUGAUGUGCUGCAGGAGGCCAAGGUGCAGCUCAUUGAUACAAAGCUCUGCAACAGCAGCUGGUGGUACGCGGGGGCCAUCCAUGAGCACAACCUGUGUGCAGGCUACCCACAGGGUGGCAUCGACACCUGCCAGGGUGACAGUGGAGGUCCUCUUGCCUGCCAGGACAGGAAUGGGCCUUACUUCUGGCUGGUGGGAUUGACCAGCUGGGGGAAAGGCUGUGCCAGAGCCAGGCAGCCUGGCGUCUAUACCUCUACACAGCACUUCUACGACUGGAUCCUGCUCAAGAUGGGCCUGUCCACAGGAGCAACAGCUACCACAACCCCCCAGACAGCCUCCUCCACCCCCACCCCCACGGAGCCAGGCUCAGCUGAGUCCUGUCCCUUCCCACGCAAGAAGCUGGUGGAGUUCUUCAAACUGCUGCAGGAGCUGCUGCAGAAGCUAAGGGGCAGCAAGGCCUGA